Messenger RNA from Onychostoma macrolepis, 4748 nucleotides. RefSeq names its product natural killer cell receptor 2B4-like. NCBI's taxonomy places the organism in Eukaryota, Metazoa, Chordata, Actinopteri, Cypriniformes, Cyprinidae. The record is from RefSeq and is a predicted model, not a curated record. The transcript has 8 exons. The coding region runs from base 540 to 1463 and encodes 307 amino acids.
CUCCCCCGUUUACAUGUCUGGAGUGUAAUACUUUCUCACUGCGCAACAAGCACCUUUUUAGUUGCACCUUUUAAAUGCAGUGAUGAAUCCCUCACUAAUUUUGGGGAAACAAAUAAGACACUUACAGGAUUAUUAUCAUUCAUGCAUCAUUCAUGAACUCUUAAGUUUACUGUCCUUUAUUUUAAACCUUAAACACAGCACAGUGCAAUGUAUAAUUCAAAAUACAGGUAAAACCUGUGGAGUAUCCUGCACAUUAACAAAGUGCAAUUGUGCCCUAUCUGUAGAGUGAAAGAUUGAAAGAAAAGAUACAGAAAAAUUGUGAUCCACUGAUAAUUGUGUUAAAGUUUUCUGCUAGUAAGAACAGUAAAGCUAGAGAAGGUUUUGUCAUAUGCCUAUGUGGUCACAGCUAGAGCGCUUUCGGUGAAGGGUGGUCAGAUCCUGUUGUGUUGGGGGAGGAUUACACGCUAGAUUGAUGUCUCACUUCUGUCCUGUCUAGCAGUCUGUUUUCAGAUGUUAUAAUAGUACAGUGCUUAAAGAAAAUGGGUCAUGUCGUAAUUUUGUUCUGCUUGUGUUUGUGCAAACUGGCUGGUGUGUUUGCUGAUAUAGAUGAAGUGGAGUCAGUAUCAGUGCUGGAGGGAGAUUCAGUCGCUCUAAACUCUUAUGUUACUGAAAUGAUGGAUGAUGAACUGAUUCUGUGGCGGUUUGAAUGUAAGAUUUUAAUAGCUCAAAUCGAUGUAAUAGCAGACAGCAUGACUGUAUAUGAUGAUGUUCUUGAUGAGAGAUUCAGAGACAGACUGAAGCUGGACGAUCAAACUGGAUCUCUGACCAUCACAAACACCAGAACUGAACACACUGGACUCUAUCAACUACAGACCAACAGUGUGAGAAAGAGAUUCAGUCUCACUGUCUAUGCUCGUCUGCCUGUUCUUGUCAUCAGCAGUACCUCUUCACAAUGUUCUUCAUCGUCAUCAGGAUCAUCAUAUUGUUCAUUGUUGUGUUCAGUGGUGAAUGUGAGUCAUGUGACUCUCUCCUGGUACAAAGGAAACAGUUUAUUGUCCAGCAUCAGUGUGUCUGAUCUCAGCAUCAGUCUCUCUCUACCUCUGGAGGUGGAAUAUCAGGAUAAAAACACCUACAGCUGUGUGCUCAACAAUCCCAUCAGCAACCAGACUCAACAUCUGGACAUCAGUCAACUCUGUCACACAUGUUCAGGUUCUGUAUCUCUGAUAGCGCUGAUCUCUGUUGCUGCUGUUGCUGGAUCUCUGUUGAUUGUGGCUGCAUUUGGGAUAUUUCUCAUGUGCAGGAAAUGUAGAAAAACUGAUCAAAAAGUUCAGACUCCUGAAGAGAUCACUUACACUGAGCCAACAUUCAGCAACAGAAAAGUGCAUAAAACAGUAAGAUUUAUUCUAAAGAAUGUUAAAGAGGAAGCUCAAGUAGAGUAUGCACCGAUCACCAUGAGAAGUUAAAAUAUACCAGACCUGCAAAAUCCUGUGACAACCAUCACAACUCCUGCUGACAACAAGGUCUUUAAAACUUGUAGAUGAGUUUUGGGAUUGUUGACAAUCACUACAUAUGUAGUAGCCACUUACCUAAAGUCCUGUUCACACCAGCAGUGACUAAAACCACCUUUCCUUUCUCUGACAAAUGACGGACCUGUAUGCAGAAUAUGCAGAAUUUUUGGACCUGUUUUGAGCUUUGAAAUAUUUACUGAGUUCUGUGAAUUCAGACAUAUUUCUUUUGUCACAUAGCACGGAAGUACGUGAUUUUAGACACAGCCAUUCAGUUCCACAAAUCCAUGUUUUUAUACCAGUAAAAAGUCUCCUCUUCUACAUUUACAUUUAUGCAUUUAGCAGACGCUUUUAUCCAAAGCGACUUACAUUGCAUUCAAGUUACAGUUUUUACAUUUGAUCAGCUCUUGCUUUCCCUGGGAAUCGAACCCAUGAUCUUGGCGUUGCUAGCGCCAUGCUCUACUAUUUGAGCUACAGGAAAGCCUAAUUUCUUCUUCUAGCCUAAUUUUAAUGUACUAUUGUGUCAUGUUUAUCAAAAUAAAAUAUAUUAUAGAGAAAAUUCAUUGGUAUUUAAAUAGUAUAGACUUAUGCUGAACUCUAUUCUUGACCAAACAGAGGUUGCAUUAAGCAGUAGGAGUACUGAAUUCAGGGCCAUCCCUGGCUGACGCGGGGCCCGGUGCGAGAUUUCUUUUUGACCUGACGGUGGCUGCGGGGUUGCCUUCACUGGUGGAUUGCAGUGGUGUGGUGGUUUGGUCACCUUAUUUUUCUUUCCUUUUAGGCCUGCAGUGUGAUUAGUCGUGAGCUUGUUUGCAGUGGGAGCAUAUUUGUUUGUAUGCCCUUCUUGCCUUCACAACCUAGUUUGUCUGCCUGUUCCUGUCAUUACCAGAGAUUUUUCUCAAAAUCUUUCAUCAUCAUCACAGCAGAAUUGUUCAUUGUUGUGUUCAGUGGUGAAUGUGAGUCAUGUGACUCUCUCCUGGUACAAAGGAAACAGUUUAUUGUCCAGCAUCAGUGUGUCUGAUCUCAGCAUCAGUCUCUCUCUACCUCUGGAGGUGGAAUAUCAGGAUAAAAACACCUACAGCUGUGUGCUCAACAAUCCCAUCAGCAGACUGCACAAAAACAGCAUCCAUGGGAGAGUUCCAAGGCAAAAGCCACUGCUGACCAAAAAGAACACAAAGGCUCGUCUCACAUUUGCCAACAAAAAUACAAUAUCUUGAUUAUCCCCAAGACUUUUGGGCAAAUUUUCUGUGGACUGAUGAGACAAAAGUUUAACUUUUUGGAAGGUGUGUGUCCCGUUACAUCUGGCGUAAAACCAACACAGCAUUUCAUAAAAAGAACAUCAUAACAACAGUCAAACAUGGUGGUGGUAGUGUGAUGGUCUGAGGCUGCUUUGCAGCUUCAGAACCUGGAUGACUUCCAUAAUUGAUGGAACCAUGAAUUCUGCUCUCUAUCAGAAAAUCCUGAAGGAGAAUGUCCGGCCAUCAGUUUGUGACCUCAAGCUGAAGUAUAAAAAAAAUUAUAACGUUGUCACGGAUUCACCUGCCUCACCAGCUGUAUCACCUCAUACUUCCGUUCACCAUCGGUAAUCACUCUCACCUGAUCGCCAUCAAGGAAUCCUCUGCACCUGUUGCUACCAAUCAAGCUCCCUAUAUAACUUCACUCAAUCCAUUCCCUCACUGUCUGGUCAUGAGAUAGCAAGCUAUUUGCCGUUCUGCUGGUGAAGUGUCGCGCCCCGCCCCGCAGUUCGAAGAAUGAAACAAAGACUUGGAGUUUUGAUUCUAGAAAAAUUAGAUUUUAUUCGGCCGAUAUAAAACCGAAGCUCUCUCUUCAGAAAAGCUUCUCGACUGUUCUUUGUCUCUGGUUUAUAUACAUUUCCUGAACAAUUUGGUUUCAUUGUAAUAAGGUUAAUGAUCUUUGAAAAACCAUGAUUAUGAACAUAAAAUUACUUUGUCUUGAGCUGAUCAGCCAAUUGUGGUAGUGUUCGGUGAUAGGUGUUUAUAUUUGUUCAAGCUUGACAAUCUUAUCGCCUUUUAUUUUCUAAUAUAUAUUUCUCAUUACAGAUAAGAACAAAGAUCAAAUUGUAAGAAGGGUUGCUUAUAAGAGAGCAUACAGUACAUCUGAAACCGCUGAGGCUGGGAAAGUUUUUGGCUAUAUUACUGACCAUGUACAUUGUACUCAGCAUACUGUCAUUCUUAAAAAUAAAACUAUUAACAUUUGUUGUUUUUCUGAUCAGCUGCUAUAGAAGACAAACUGAAAUCUGAGUGCAGAGACGGGAAUAGUAAGUAUAUUUAAAUGUCUCCUCUGUUAUAGAGAUUUUUGAAUCUGGCCUAAUGGAGGGUGAUUCGGUCAAUCUUGGAAGAAAAACGUUAGCAAUGUGUCCAUUAGCAAUUUGUACUUCCUUUCAGUCAUUCAUUCUGUUAUUUAUUUAUUUUAAUUUUUUUUGGAUGACUAACUUAUUUUAUUAGAUUUUUCAAUUGUGGGAACAGAGGUGAAGAGAGUGUAUGUUAGCAUUACCACAACAGACAUAUUUAUGUGAAAUAUCCUACCUAAAGACAAAGAUAAACAAUAAAUAUAGUUACAAGCAGCAAUUGAGGGGCCAAGCACUACAGAAGCAAGCCUCAGAGUCAUUAACACAUCAUGCCAUCAAAUUUGUUGAGAUGGUAUAUGAAAAUGGUUUCGUCUAUCGACACAAAAUCCAGAAGUUUGCCAGCAUAGUUUAAAGAUGAUCUGAUUCGAGUUUUGUGAAAAUCAGACCAAAUGUCUAGGAGGAGUUUAAAAAAAGUCAAUAUGGCAGACAGGAAGCUUGACCAACCAUGGCAAUAUUGCUGUUUAUGUUCUUGGUGUGACCCAAUGAAUCUACUGAGACCAGUUUCAUGACAACAUCCAAAAUGAAUAAAAUACUAUUGGCAUUUUUUUAAAUGUCGUUAUAACUUUUGACCACAAGGCUGUCUCAAAACAUUUUGACAUUCGGGACAUGGUGCAGAUGGCACGUACAGUUUUGCAAUAGUACACAAUGCAUUUGUAAAAUAUUGUAUUUUAUGUCAUAAUAUUGUAUUGUAGUUAAUAGCAAUUUCAUGUUUUGUUCAAUUAUAGCGCCACCUAGAGGCCCAAUCCCACAACUUUUUUUUAUGUGUCCUCAAAGUGUGCCCAUACAUAUGUGUGCCGAAUUUGGUGAAAAUAUCUCAUUUUGUUUUGGAGUUAUAGACAUAUCUAUGUGAACAUAAAAAAAAAAUAAAUAAAAAAAAA